Penicillium waksmanii is the source of this 1236-nucleotide messenger RNA. RefSeq names its product lipase family protein. The coding region runs from base 1 to 1236 and encodes 411 amino acids. Gene Ontology annotation, biological process: lipid metabolic process. The transcript is spliced from 2 exons. Lineage: Eukaryota; Fungi; Ascomycota; Eurotiomycetes; Eurotiales; Aspergillaceae. The record is from RefSeq and is a predicted model, not a curated record.
AUGUCUCCCUGGAGGCAGUUCAUAUAUGCCUGCCUUGCAUUCUCGUCAUGGGGCACCUCGUUAGCACACACUGAGACGAAGCAUAUUUCAAACGAGCUAUUUGACUCAUUAGAGGAGUUAUCUCGACUAGUAGAUAUCUCCUAUUGCGUUGGCACAUCCGGCGUGCAGGAGCCAUUCAAGUGCCUCAGCCACUGCGAGGAGUUUCCGAAUCUUGAGCUGAUCACGACCUGGAGCACAGGUGUACUACUGUCCGAUUCCUGCGGCUAUGUGGCACUCUCGCACGCACCAGGACCGAAGCGCAUUGUCGUUGCCUUCCGUGGGACAUACUCAAUCACAAAUACGAUUAUCGACUUAUCCGCCGUCCCGCAGGAGUACGUGCCAUACCCAGGAAACGGCGACGAAGAAGAAGAAGGCAAAGACGAGAAGCAGCCGGAGAAAUGUCAGAACUGCACAGUUCACGCCGGAUUCAUGUCGGCAUGGCGAAAUACUCGCGAAACAGUUCUCCCACACAUCACAGAUGCGCUUGAAAACAAUCCCGAUUAUGAAGUGACCCUGGUCGGCCACUCACUCGGCGGAGCUGUAGCCGCGCUAGCAGGACUAGAGAUGCAAGCGAUGGGCUGGAAUCCGCAAGUGACGACAUUUGGGGAACCGAUGGUUGGAAACGCUGGAUUCGCGGAUUUCCUCGAUAAACAGUUCGGACAGGGGAACUAUAGCGAUUCAAAUCACGACCCUGAACACCAGCAGUUCCGCCGUAUGACGCAUAUUAAUGACCCGAUACCUCUACUGCCUCUGAGCGAAUGGGGUUAUGCGCCACAUGCGGGUGAGAUCUUUAUUUCGCGCCCUGAGUUACCGCCCACUGUCGAAGAUAUACACAUGUGCGUUGGUAAUCAGGAUCCGAGGUGUAUUGCCGGGUCUGAUUCACCGGAAUCGCUGCAAGAUGUAUGGCAAGAUAUCAAUAUCCCCGUGGAUGUCGAAGAUGUGCCCAACGGGGACGGAGACCCAUGUUCGGAAGAAAAUGAGGAAUCUUUCCAAGAUUUGGGACACCAGGUUGUUCUCGGGAGACCGAGAGGAGCGGGGUCGUCGAAAUGCACACCUACUGAUGAAACUGCGCCCCUUUAUCCUCGAAGCUGGUCGCUGAUUCCGGCGAGAUAUCGGCUUUGGGAACUGUUCUUUGCGCAUAGGGAUUAUUUCUGGCGCAUUGGCUUGUGCUUUCCUGGGGGAGAUCCGACGGGUUGA